ACCUCAAAGACCAAAAUGUAUGACAGUUAAGCGAGCGAAUCAUUUAGGAACUGAUAAUAGGUUACAGGUCGAACUGCCGGUGCCGGAUGCUGGGCAGUUACAGGCCGCCGCGGUCCAGCCUUCUCGCCAGUGUGGCAGGAUCCGUGUUGCCAGCUGGCCUUCUGCAGGACGUGUCGUGUUGUGCGGUCGCCUCGUAGGCCUGGAGAAUCAGAUAUAUUUCAACGAAAAAGGACCCGCGAUGUGGACCAAAGUGAAUUACACGCUAUUAACACUUCUCUACGUCAUCGCUCUGGGUAACAGGGAGUCUGUCGGCCAAAACGCAGAGAAACCAGAUUCGCCUCUAGUCCAAGCCGCAGCCAGAGCAGAUUGGGACACCGUCGUCCAUCUCAUAGAAAACGGGACCGAUCCCAACGAGACUAAUAAUGCAGGUACGACUGCACUGACUUGGGCUGCACAUCACGGCCAGCUGGACGUCUGCAAAGUCCUGCUGAAACACGGUGCUAACAUCGACCAUAAGAAUAACCAUGGUUCCUCAGCUCUGUCCUUCGCUGCCAGACGGGGUUACGCCGACCUCACCAAAAUGCUGCUCGACGCGGGAGCUGACGUCAAUAUUACAACGAAUAGUGGCGACUCGCCCCUGACCUGGGCUGUCUACAAGAACCACUACCAAGUCACUGCAAUGCUGGUCGCCGCCGGUGCCGACGUAAACCAUGCUAAUAAUAAAGGUCUGACAGCCCUCUCCCUGGCGGCGUCUCAUGGCUUGGCGAACAUCACGCGCAUGCUGCUCAGGGCCCGGGCGAGCGCGAACGUCGUCGACACCGCCAAUCGCUCUCCGCUGUACCUGGCGACGGAGAGUAACUACACAGAGGUUGUUGCCCUUCUGCUGUAUCGGUGUCCUAACCUUCUCCUUAUGGAUAACCUGCACAGAACGGCGCUGGACGUGGCAGACAUCGAAGGCUUCACUCGCAUUUCCGAACUCAUAAAGGCCCACCAGGAUCAAAAGUGUGUCCUGGGCGAUCACCAUUAUUCCCACAGGGACGUCGUCACGCGCGGGUGUUACCUCAUGGAGUGCCACUGCAGCGGGGACUGGACGGUCAGGCCACGCCCACAUCCUGACUGCGAGCACAAGAGCGUGAGUGGCAGAGCGGCCAAGGCUGUCAAGGUCGGAAUAUGGAUCAUCGUCGCCCUGGCUAUCCUCCUGGUGGUCGGGGUCAGCGCCCAUGUUGUGAGGCGGACGCGAUACUGAAGGGCGGCUCUGCCCUUUUAACCCCCUUUUCUCCUACGGCUGUGCUUUCAAUUCCCCUUUUUUCCUGUGACUGUUCCCUUUACCUCCCUUUUCCCAUGUGUCUGUUCCCUUUUACCUCCCUUUUCUCCUGCGGCUGUGCUUUCUAUUCCCUUCUCCUGUGGAUGUUCUCUCUGUCUCUCUGGCUGUUCUUUCUACCUCCCCUUUCCCCUGCGGCUUUUUUCUCUGUCUCCCUCUCCUCCUUUGGCUGUUCCUUUUAUCUCCCUUUUCUCCUGCGGCUGUUCUUUCUGCCUCCCUUUUCCCUUGCGGCUGUUCUCUGUGUUCAUCUCCACCUGUGGCUGUUCCCUUUACCUCCCUUUUCUCCUGUGGCUGUGCUUUCUACCCCCUUUCCCCCCGCGGCUGUUCUCUCUAUCUUCCUCUCCUCCUGUGGCUGUUCUUUCUACCUUCCUCUUCUCCUGCCGCUAUUCUUUUUACCUCCCUGUCUUCCUACGUCUGUUCUCUCUACCUCUUUCUCCUCUUUCUACUUCUUCUUUUUUUCGUGCGGCUCUUCUCUUUACGUCUUUCUCCUUCUGCAGCUGUUCUGUCUACCUCCCUCUAUUCCCGAGGCUGUUCUCUCUACUUCCCUUUUUUCCUGCGGCUGUUCUCUCUACCUUCCUCUCCUACUGCAGCUGUUCUCUCUACUUCCCCAUUCUCCUGCAGUUCUUCUCUCGCCCUGCAAA
Messenger RNA from Penaeus monodon (black tiger shrimp), 1962 nucleotides. RefSeq names its product kinase D-interacting substrate of 220 kDa B-like. Gene Ontology annotation, molecular function: protein binding. NCBI's taxonomy places the organism in Eukaryota, Metazoa, Arthropoda, Malacostraca, Decapoda, Penaeidae. The transcript has 11 exons. The record is from RefSeq and is a predicted model, not a curated record. Bases 20 to 1246 code for a protein of 408 amino acids.